Paramecium tetraurelia is the source of this 1647-nucleotide messenger RNA. RefSeq lists its product as uncharacterized. The transcript has 2 exons. The record is from RefSeq and is a predicted model, not a curated record. Lineage: Eukaryota; Ciliophora; Oligohymenophorea; Peniculida; Parameciidae.
AUGACCAAAAUAUUUGCAGAGGGCAAUUAUCAGGUCACUGUAAAGAAUAUUUUGAAUGCGUUAUCGAACCAAAGUGAAUAGGACAUGCAAUAUCUCGAGAAAUAGAUGCUAAAAAUAUUUCCAAUUUGUUCUAAAAUUUAAAGAUACUUGAGAAGCACAGAUAAAUUUCGUAUGUUCAUGAAACAGUUUCAAGUUGAAAUGCAUUCAGAGAAGGAUAUAAUUUUCACCAUGGGGGAAGUAGGAAGGAAAAUGUAUUUUAUUUUGGAUGGCAAUCUGAAUAUAUUCCCUUAUGAGAUUACGGAAAUCACUGUAUUAGUUCCUGGAGAUUAUUUUGGAGAAGUGAGCCUACAUCAUAGACUUCCAAGAACAGCAACAGUUGUAUGUGCAUGCAAUUCUGUACUUCUCGUUAUCAGCUAUGAGGCCUAUUACAACUUCUUGUAACCUGUGAUAGAUCAUCUAAUUGCAGUUCAGUAUUACCAAUUAAAGCCCACAGCUAUUUUCUAUGGAUGGAACGAAUUGGCAUUGGCAUUGAUCAUACAUCAUUUGAAAUUAAUUACAAUCCUAAGAAAUCAGUAUGUGUAUAAAGAAGGACAGAAUGAUAAAUCAUUUUAUGUAGUAAAGAGUGGGGAAAUAUUAAUUUAAUAGAAAAUAAAAGUAAAAGGGAAAUUAUAAGAUUAUGGACUUGUGACUUUGGGAACUGGACAAUGUUUUGGAGAUUAUGAGUUUAUCGAUAAUCAGUCAUGGUACUAAAAUAGGAAUCAGUUAGACAAUAUUCGCAGAUCUACUGAUGCUGUUUCUACUACGGUGAGUGAAGUCUACAGAGUCCCACUAUUCUAAUACUUGUAGAUAGCAGACAAUUAUCACUCGGUUUUAUUGAAAAAGUAUUUAAGAUAAACUAAACUCAUAUUAAAGGAAAGAAUUGAAAAGUUAUAAGAUUAGGUAAGAAAAAUAGAAAAUUCAGAGGAGUUUGAUAAUCCAGAAACUGUUUUUGUUCCAGAAUUCAAACCAAAAUCUUGUAAUCCUUAUUAAAAUUUAUUGAAAACCAUUAGGAAUACAAAAGUCAUUCCUCAAUAAUAGUAAGCAAGGGAGGAGAUAGAAUCAGAUACUAACUUAGAAUAGUUGAAACAAAAAAUCUAAAAUUAUUUUUAUCAGCCAGUCAAUCUUUAAUCGUAAUUGAGAAAAAAUGAAUAGGCUCAAAGUCUGUCUUCAAGAAAAAAGAACAGAAUUGCUUUUAAGUCGAGAGAAGGCAAGGAUGAGAAGGAUAAUUACUUAAGGAAAUUGAAAUCAAUGAGGAAUAAAUUAUUAGCUUAGACCUCUUAUUAGAAUUCUUAGAUUGAAACUCAAAGACCUCCAAUUUUGAAUUAGGAUUCUCUACACAAUCUAUUUCAACAAUAAUAUUAAUCAUUAAACAUUCAUUCCUACAAAAAUUCAAGAACUGUUACUCCAAGUCGAUCUUAUGCUAUAAAAACUCCGAAUUAGAAUUAUUCAGAAAAGAAAGAUGAAUUUCAUAAUGUUCAAAUCAUUAAAUCUCAAUCACAAAGUUCAUUUUAAUUACAUCGAUAAGAUAAUUAUCCUGUUAAAAAAAUAAUUAUGGAAGCUCGAAGCCAAAAAAAGUCAUCUUUAGGUUGUUUAAUAACCUAGUUAUGA